Messenger RNA from Pleuronectes platessa (European plaice), 1609 nucleotides. RefSeq names its product chitobiase, di-N-acetyl- (gene ctbs). The transcript has 7 exons. Gene Ontology annotation, molecular function: chitin binding; chitinase activity. Lineage: Eukaryota; Metazoa; Chordata; Actinopteri; Pleuronectiformes; Pleuronectidae. Gene Ontology annotation, biological process: chitin catabolic process; carbohydrate metabolic process. Gene Ontology annotation, cellular component: extracellular region. The record is from RefSeq and is a predicted model, not a curated record. Bases 162 to 1301 code for a protein of 379 amino acids.
UUUAUUGUAAAUCUUAGGCAGUUCCGGUCCAUGCAGGUGUGAAACCCUCAUCGCGUUUCAUUCACAUUAAAUUAAAAGUGUCGCUCACUGAUUUUACUGUUUUCUCCCGUUGUUCGGGAAGUCGACUGUUAAGUUUGUCCCACGCCCCGCUCCGUAAACACAUGACUGCUGUGGAGGAGAUCGUCUACGGCAGCAACAUGUCGUCGCGGGUCGUGUCGUGGCUGUGGUUGUUGUUGUUGUUGACAGUGUCGGUGUCGGCGUGUGGAGCCAGCGUGUGUCCGUGUGAGAGGCCGGAGUUCUGCCAGCAGAUCCGUCCGCGGAGGGACCUCGAGGUGUUUUUGUUUGAUGUGGGCGGACAGACAUGGAGGUCUUACAACUGGAGCAUGGUGACGACAGUGGCGACGUUUGGAAAAUAUGAUGCUGACCUCAUGUGCUACGCUCACUCCAAAGGAGCUCGAGUAGUCCUCAAAGGCGACGUUCCCCUCUCCCACAUUGUGGACCAGGAUAACAGGACAGCGUGGAUAACAGAGAAAGUCAACUUGGCCAAAAGUCAGUUCAUGGAUGGAAUCAACCUCGACAUUGAACAAGCGGUGGAGGAGGGCUCGCCAGAGUACCAUGCUUUGACAGCUCUGGUCAAAGAGACCACUGAGGCGUUCCACCGGGAGAUCCCCGGAUCACAGGUCUCGUUCGACGUUGCCUGGUCCCCAAACUGUGUCGACGGGCGCUGUUACGACUACGUCACCAUCGCUGAAUCCUGCGACCUGCUGUUCGUCAUGUCCUACGAUGAGCAGAGUCAGAUCACGGGCGACUGUAUUGCAAUGGCAAACGCUCCGCUCACUCAAACACUCAAUGCUUACGACGAGUAUUUGAAGCUGAAGAUCGAUCCAAAGAAGCUGGUGAUGGGGGUUCCGUGGUACGGCUAUGACUACGUAUGUCUCAACCUUUCCCAGGAGGGAAUCUGCUCUAUAGCCAAAGUUCCUUUCCGUGGCGCUCCCUGCAGCGAUGCAGCUGGGAAGCAGAAACCAUACAAGUGGAUCAUGAAGCAGGUCCAGAGCUCGAUGUCGGGCAGGAUAUGGGACAGCAAGCAGGAGGCUCCCUACAUCAAUUACAAGGACCCAAAAGGACACAUUCAUCAGGUUUGGUAUGAUGACCCACAGAGUAUUUGUGCCAAGGCGGACUAUGUGACGUCUAAAGGCUUGAGAGGCGUCGGCAUGUGGAACUCCAACAUCUUGGACUACAGCGGCGAAGCUGUCGCCAGGCAACAGACCGCAAUGAUGUGGAAUGCUCUGUUGGGAUGCUAGCUGGGAUACACUCAACACUGCUGCAGAAAUGUACCCCCCCCCAGCACCCUCUCCUGUUUGUUGCUAAGUCAAUAUAUCCCUUUGUAGCAGUAGAGUUCAGGGAUACCUGCACUUCAGAGUUUACUGUGGCUUCUUUGUGAUGUGUUUACGUCUCAGACAUUCCUCUGUGCUAAAUGAAAUGACUCUGAUGCUCUGAAACAAAGAUCCGUCAUUUGAACGUGUUGUUUGCACUGAAUAUGUUUGAUUGAACAAUGAUGAGCGUGUUCAGCACUUUAAUAUUUCUCAGAAAUAAAAACCUUUUUGAUUUA